AUGCACGUCAUUUCUCGUUCACAGUUCCAUCAAAAAUUAAAGACGCCUCCUUCACCUUUGCCAGACGAAGACUGCCAACCAUCCACUAGUCACAGCGCUGAUCCGAGCGAUGAGAUCGCCCCUCACAGCUCACUCAGCUCAGCAUCGUCAGCAUUUACACUGAUUCGUGGAAGUUCUGAAUCAUCGUCAACUACACCACGAAUACAUUCUGACUCUUCAGUAGUAUCUGAUGAGACUGUACUAGAGAUGGACACAAACAGGUUAUCUCAAAUUGAGGAUUCAGCUGACAGCACUCCCGAAAGCAGUACUUCGAGUAUUGCCAACACCGAUUUUAAGCGAUAUCUGAAAGAGGGCACAGAUUGGCCAUUAAGCGAGGCCAGCACUAGUUCAGCACCUCCAACUAUCAAUAGAGAUACCUUCAAUGCCAAACAAGCCCUACGAAAUGCCUUGGAACGCAAAGUACUCUUAAAAGAGAUAAGGAAUAAAGAUGCAAGAGAUAACCGGCGACUGAGAACGAAAGAUCGCGGUAGACUCUUGAGUGACAUUCCCGCAGACGAAAGAAAGAACUCAGAGCGACGGCAAAGCUUAAAUCAUAAAGGGAAACUGAGAGCACGGCCCAUGUCACGACGAGAAAGUCGGGAAGCCUACCGGAUACGGCGGCGACAUCCAAGUGGAGAUGUUCGAAAAUCCACAGAUUAA
Strongylus vulgaris is the source of this 699-nucleotide messenger RNA. Lineage: Eukaryota; Metazoa; Nematoda; Chromadorea; Rhabditida; Strongylidae. The record is from the annotation of a GenBank genome assembly.